CGGUGACAAGGGGAAAGGUGAUCAUGGGCGCAGAUGGCGACAUUAAUGGGCCCAGAAAACGUCGGCGGCUGAGUCCGCCUGAGACUGGCCCCUAUGUUCUCAGACAGCUUGUCGAUAACGUCCCGGUAUCGACAGAGCAAGGCGAUGAGGGCGCUCACAUCACAUGUGUAGAGUACUGGAAUGGUAAUCUUUACGUUGGCACCUCUCUGGGAGAAGUUCUACACUUCGUUUCCCUUCCGGCCGACGCCGCAGACAGUGGGACGGCUGAGCCAACGUUCAUACUAGCAUCCAGAUUACCAAUUGCUGCAACUACAACCAGUUCAAAUUCGCAUACGCCUACGGACGUUCAGCAGAUUAUAGUCGUCCCGCGCGCAAAUAAAGUGUGCAUUUUGUGCAAUGGAGUCGUCACAUUCUACUCUCUUCCUGAGCUCAGUCCGGCUUACGGAACUGCGAGGGUGGGGAAUUGCACAUGGAUCGGAGCACUCGACCUUAAUGAAUCAGCCAACGAGGAAGAAGCGGGAGAUCCUGUCAUUAUGAUAGCGAGGCAGAAUAACCUAAUGCUGGUCAGGAUGGGAGAUGAGCCGCGACGAGUGAGGAGCAUAGAGUUUCCCGGUUGUCUUGCUGGUGCCCGUCGAGAUAAUAUUGCAUGUGUCGCAGACGGCCAUUCUUAUUCCCUCCUUGACGUGGAGAGGCGCCAAAAGAUACCUCUUUCCACGAUAUGUUCCUCGGAGGAACCGGCUGACUAUCGGGUGGAGGAUAUCCCCCAUAGGGACGGAACGCCGACGCCCGUUUCUUUGGCACCCUCUAAUGGAUAUAUGUUACCAAAUGAGAGCCGAAUACAUGCCAGGAGCUCAAGUCUCAACACUCUUAUUGGUGGUACAGACGAUCGUGUCCGCCGUGCCCAAGCCGCGAUCCUGGAGCGUUCUCUGUCGAGGACUCCCGAACCAAGCAAUGGAGUUUCAAGGAUAUAUUCUCCAGAAAGUUCGCAUUCUAACCAUACACGUCAGCCUUCUGAGUCUUCCCGCAAUGGCUCCGGAGUACAACCUGCGACCCAAAAGCCACUACCACUACCACCACCGUCACCAUCAACCUCGGAAAGUUCCAUGUUCAAACCUCAUGUUUUAUCUCCAACCCCUACGGAGUUCUUGUUUAUUACUGGCACCGAAGCGUCCGGUGUCGGGGUGGGUAUGUUUGUGAACCUUGAUGGUGAAGGAACAAGGGGCACAAUAGAAUUCCAAAGGUACCCGGAGUGUAUUGUGCUUGAUAAUCAUAAUGAAAAUACCGAGUCUAUUGCCAACAACGAUACCGAAGAGGGAUACGUCCUUGCUGUGGUUAGCGUUGAAAAUGAUGGAGAGGUCUCAAAACAUAUCGAGGCGCAGAGGUGGGAUGUUGAUCCAGGGGGGGAUGACAGACAUAAGUCGUCGUUAUCGAUCCCGUUGGACAGCUUCCUGUCUCUCCGUGUUGGAAUCCGCAAAACAGUCAGCUCAAACCAAUUGAGUUUUUGCGAAGUCGGAGAAAUAAUGCAGAUGGUGCGAUUAAAAUCGUCAUUUUUGCGCUCGCCUCCUCGCACUCCACUCGAGAGUGCUGACCCGAGGACUGAAGCGUCCAUCCAACAAUUACAAAAAGAAAAGGAGUUGUUUGAAUCACAGGAAAUAGAGCAAUCAUCCGGUCUUGAUUUUCGGCAAGGAUGGGAGGCGCAAAGAAAUCAAGAAGAGGCCAAAAUUGCCGUCAAUCUCGGCUAUGUCCACAGCGAUAUCCUCCUCUGGGGUGGCAGCUGCAUAUGGCGUGUAGUUCGAAACCCCUUAGCGCUUCAACUAGAAAAUUCUCUGCGACUUGCCCAGCCAGAGACAAGCAGUGAUCAUCAGAAAGGAGACUUGAAAGCGAUAAUAAAACUGCUGGAUGAAAUUGAUACUCUUGUGCCGAAGACGGAAAAUGAAUUCCUUGGUUUAAACUAUGUCAAGCAGAAGGCGAGCCUGGUUCUUUUUGCAAAACUCAUUUCUGCUGACAAAGAUGCGCAAAUGGGGGAUAUGAUAAAGUUAACGGAGACUGCACUUGUCCAUGGCGGUUUAGAUCCUCGAAUCGUCUUACUCGUGAUCCCGUUGCUGAGAGAGGAAGUACUUCAGGGUCCUCAGGGAAUCUGGAUUAAUCGUGGCCUCGCGAUGGUCGUCGAACCGUUGGUCAAUCCUUCGGGUGACGACUUGACAAAUCACGUCUCUUCUAGCAUGAAUGUACAUCUAUUCGAAAUGCUAGUACGAUAUUUGCUCUCAUGGCAGAAGAAACGAGGCUAUGGAAGUGUCACCGAUGAAAGUUAUGUCUUCGACAGCGUGGAUGCGGCAUUAUUACACCUAUUGCUAGAGAUCGAUGGUGGCGAGUUUCUUUCAACUGACAUCCCCACUUCCUCUUUCGUGCGCACAGAACUAAACAAAUUGGUCGAUAACUGGAAAGGAGACUUUAAUCGCGCGAUUGAACUCCUAGAGAGAUACCGAAGACUAUUCGUGCUUAGCCGAUUAUAUCAGAGCCGGAAAAUGUCCAAACAUGUGCUUAUGACGUGGAAGAGGAUAAUUGAGGGCGAAAUGGAUGUCGGAGGGGAGUUAACUGUCCCAGCAGCGGAAAUGCAGGUGCGAAAGUACCUUGUGAAAAUUAGAGACAAUCAAGUCGUCGAGGAAUACGGCUGCUGGCUUGCUGCCCGGAACCCUUCUUUGGGAAUAAAAGUCUUUGCGGACGAUACCAGCAGGGUCAAACUUGACCCAGGGCAAGUGGUAUUCAUGUUGAAAGCAAAAGCGCCAGGUGCUGUGCAAGUAUAUUUGGAGCACCUGGUAUUUGUGAAGAAUUAUUCUCAAUAUGUCGAUGAUCUCAUCGGAUACUAUCUCGACACGGUCCUGACAGUCCUUGAAACGUCUGUACAAGCACGGGCAUCCCUGGCCGAGUCAUACUCUACAUACAGGGCCCUUCGGCCCCCCAAACCAUCAUAUCUAGGAUUCAUAUCAGAAAACGCGCCACCCGAGCAUUGGUGGCAGUCACGCCUUCGACUCCUCCAGCUUCUUGGCGGCGAGUCCAGAAGCCAGUUUACAUCAACUCCCCGUCCCCACGACCUUGCAUACUCAAUCCCCACUGUCCUAGCCCGCAUCGAACCAUUUCAGAACGAACUCGUCUCCGAAAGCAUCAUCCUAGGGAGUCGCCAAGGCCGCCACCACGAAGCUCUUCAUUUACUCACCCAUGGACUUGGAGACUACGACACUGCUAUCCGAUAUUGCCUCUUUGGAGGAUUUGCAUCGUCCUACCCAACAUCUUCCACCAUGUCUGGUACCACGGUCCCACCACACCGAAAAGACCUUUUCUACCAUCUCCUGAAGGAAUUCCUUCAGAUCACAGACCCAUCAGAUCGCAUUGAACGUACCUCCGAUCUGCUCACCCGCUUUGCACCUCUGUACGACGUUGGAGAGGUUCUCUCCCUUGUCCCUGAUAGCUGGAGCGUGGAUAUCCUUUCCGGGUUCCUAGUCAGGGUGUUGAGAGGGCUUGUGGCUGAAAAGAGAGAGGUCAAGGUUCAGAGAGCGUUGAGUGCGGGAUUGAACUUGAGGGUUGGUGUGGAGGUGUUGGAGACAAGUGAGGAUGUUGGUGGCGGCUGGGUUGAGGACGAGGACAGUGUGAGGGCCUUGAGAGAGGAAAAGAAGAAAGUUGAUACCGGAAAGGGGAAAAGUAAGGUAAUUGUGGAUGAGAGUGAGGAGUUGAUCGGGAGAUAAUGAUGCAUAUAUGUUGUGUUACCACUUUUCUUUUGUCCAUAUUAUGAUUAAUGAUGGGUGAAUUUUUAUUUCUCUGGUCUGACGUGUAUUUGCGUAUGUGAUGGAUAUCCCCUCAGGUGGUUCCAAUAUUAUUACCUUUUUGUUUGUAUG
This is a messenger RNA of Coccidioides posadasii C735 delta SOWgp, 3890 nucleotides long. RefSeq lists its product as uncharacterized. NCBI's taxonomy places the organism in Eukaryota, Fungi, Ascomycota, Eurotiomycetes, Onygenales, Onygenaceae. Gene Ontology annotation, cellular component: cytoplasm; fungal-type vacuole membrane. Gene Ontology annotation, biological process: vesicle-mediated transport; autophagy; endosomal vesicle fusion. The record is from RefSeq and is a predicted model, not a curated record.